Panicum hallii is the source of this 908-nucleotide messenger RNA. Its product is annotated as protein DMP2-like. Bases 79 to 723 code for a protein of 214 amino acids. The record is from RefSeq and is a predicted model, not a curated record. Lineage: Eukaryota; Viridiplantae; Streptophyta; Magnoliopsida; Poales; Poaceae. Gene Ontology annotation, biological process: endomembrane system organization. The transcript has a single exon.
UUACGCGGCCAUGCAACAAGCAGACACAAGCAGCCUACUGUAGUGUACUAGUAAAUAAGGAAGGAUAGGAGCAGCGAAAUGGAAGAAGGCAUCAAAGAGGGGGAGCCGAAGAAAGCAUCAGGAGCAACCGCAGACCCGGCCGCCAAGAGCACGACCGCGGGGGUCAUGGCGGACGCGACGUUCAAGAGCAUCGGCGACGUGCUCAAGCUGCUCCCCACGGCGACGGUGAUCGUGUACGAGGUGCUCAACCCGAUCGUGACCAACACCGGCGCCUGCCGCGUCGGGUACAAGAUCGCCACGGGGAUCCUCCUCGGGCUCUGCGGCUUCUUCUGCGCCUUCUCCACCUUCACCGACAGCUACGUGGGCGCCGACGGCAAGGUCAAGUACGGCCUCGUCACGCCCCGGGGCCUCCUUCCCUUCGCCGACAGCGGCGCCGCCGCCGGCGGGGGGAGGGAUUUCUCCAGGUACCGGCUGCGGUUCUCCGACUUCGUGCACGCGGCCUUCGCCGUGGCCGUGUUCGCGGCGGUGGCGCUGCUGGCGGACGCCAACACGGUGGCGUGCUUCUACCCGUCGCUCAAGGAGCAGCAGAAGAAGGUGGUCAUGGCGCUGCCCGUCGUGGUCGGCGCCGUCGCCGGCGUCGUCUUCAUCGUGUUCCCCUCCACGCGCCACGGGAUCGGGUACCCGCCGUCGAAGCCAGAGACGAGCGCGCUGGCGUCGCAGUAGGGUCGACCUUGGAGCCAUCGAGGUGGAUUGGUUUUGCGAGCAUCUGUUUUGCAUAAUUGCAUCAUUGUAUAGUCAUGCUGUGUCGCUUAAUUUGUAUUUAUUUGUACGUGCUUUGUGUGGACAUAUGAUAAAUGUGAUGUUUUUGCCACACACCUACCUGCAUAUGUUCAUCUAUUUCUCCCAAA